CCCCUUGAAGGAAAUGUAGGCUCAGACGUUCUCGGGGCGCUUCACUUCCCUCCGUUCAGGGAGCCAUCUCUUUCGUAUUUGAAGGCAAUAACUAUCCUCAACAUGAAGGUGUCCAGCAUCGACUCCCGCCGUUUGAGGAAGAUCAUCAGGAAAGAGUACGGGAACUGCCUUAUUGUGGACUGCCGGUCGUAUUUCUCAUUCACGAACUCCAACAUCCGAGGUUCUGUCAACGUCAACCUCAACUCCGUGGUGGUCCGGAGGUCCCGGGGAGGACCCGUGCCGCUGCAGUUCAUCAUCCCGGAUGAGAACGCCUUGUUCAGACUGAAGGAGGGCAGCAUUUCGGCAGUUGUAGCUCUGGAUGACCGGACGUCCCACUGGCAAAAACUGAAGAAGGACAGUGUAGCACAAAUGGUUAUAAACACCCUGUCACAUCUGGGGAGCGGGACCAACAUCUGCUUCUUGAAAGGUGGAUAUGAGAACUUCCACUCUCAAUACCCUGAACUUUGCACUGAGGUGAAAAGCGUCGACCAAAGUGGAAGUGAAACUGACAGAAGAGUCAUCAACCACAACGGGAAGCUUUCACGCAACAAACCAGAUUACGAUCAGGGUACACCUGUGGAGAUCCUGCCUUUCCUCUACCUCGGCAGUGCCUACCAUGCCUCCAGACAAGACUAUCUCAGUGACCUUCACAUCACAGCCUUGCUCAACGUGUCUCGCAGGGACCUGCAGCCCACCAAAGGCGGCUUCGAUUACAAGUGGAUCCCAGUUGAGGACAACCACAUGGCGGACAUUAGCUCUCACUUUCAGGAAGCCAUAGAGUUUAUCGAUCAUGUCAAGCAAUCAGGAGGAAAGGUCCUGGUCCACUGUGAGGCUGGCAUCUCACGUUCCCCAACCAUCUGCAUGGCCUACAUCAUGAAGACGCAGAGGAUAAAGCUGGAUGCAGCUUUCGACAUCAUCAAGCAGCGCCGGGCCGUCAUCUCACCCAACUUUAGUUUUAUGGGUCAACUGCUGCAGUUUGAAUCAGAGGUUCUCUCCAGCGCUCCAGCUCAUGCAGCCACACCGGAACCGGUCACUCCCUGCAUCCCAGAAUCUGCUUCCUUUUUUGCCAAUGACUUCGCCACCACCACCACACUGAACACCAAAAACUUUGACCCAUCUGUGUUCACCUUCCCUACCUCUUGCCUGAAGUCUCCAGUGCACCAUCAGUUGAACCUGAGCCCAAUAACUGCACUGCCUUAAAACUAGUCCUGUAGUUUUUACUUGAAAAAAAAAAAAAGAUUCAAUCUGUGCCUGGUGUUCAACCAUCAGAGCAAAUAGAGAUCGGCAGAAGCACAGGUCUUCGUAGUAUUUAUUCAAAGUAGUCUAUGAAUUCUGUGAAGCUGUUUUCUGUCAUCUGAACUGCAGAGACCAAAAAACACAGCACAGUGAUGAACUGCAAUAUACAAGCCUUAGGUUGACAUUGUGAUUUAAACUUUCACUCCAAUGCAGUCAGGCAUUUUGGACUUAAUUUAUUAAAAAUGUGUCGUUGUGAUUUUUACCAAUCAUGUUGAUGUAAUAUGUGUUUAUUAAAUGUUUUCACAUUGAAAA
Molecule: messenger RNA, 1587 nt
Organism: Synchiropus splendidus (mandarinfish)
Lineage: Eukaryota; Metazoa; Chordata; Actinopteri; Syngnathiformes; Callionymidae
Product: dual specificity protein phosphatase 5-like
Exons: 4
Coding region: 103-1239 (378 amino acids)
Biological process (GO): negative regulation of MAPK cascade; endoderm formation; protein dephosphorylation
Cellular component (GO): nucleus; cytoplasm
Molecular function (GO): protein tyrosine/threonine phosphatase activity; MAP kinase tyrosine/serine/threonine phosphatase activity
Source: RefSeq, a predicted model, not a curated record